Trichomonas vaginalis G3 is the source of this 2610-nucleotide messenger RNA. RefSeq lists its product as uncharacterized. Bases 1 to 2610 code for a protein of 869 amino acids. NCBI's taxonomy places the organism in Eukaryota, Parabasalia, Trichomonadida, Trichomonadidae. The record is from RefSeq and is a predicted model, not a curated record. The transcript has a single exon.
AUGCCCUCGUUAAAUGGUAGGGAAGCUCCAGAGCAUGGGACAGUUACAAAAACUCAACAAAAAACAUUAAUUGAAACAAAACCUUUUCCUUUCGAGACAGAACAGCUAAAAGUAAUUAAACCAGUCAUACCUCCAAGACCGCAAAGUUAUUUAAUCGAUGCAGGAAUGGAAAGAACUAAGCAAGACGAUGGAACUUUCGCAGUAAGAUUAUCAAAUUCGACUUGGGCUCAUUCCCAACCAAAUGUUAACGAUCAUUAUGCAACAAGAGACGAAGCUUUAGCAGUUAUUCAGAAUUACGAUGAACAAGUACGAUUAAUUGCCGGCGGAAAUGAAGUUGAUAGAGCUAACCAAUUGCAGAGUGUCACAGAUAUGUUGUUAGAUCAAUUAUCAGACCAAUUACGUGCAGAAUGUAUUGAAAGAUGCGAAAUUGUCGAAAAAGCAAGAAAUUCAUACGCCGCAAUUUUCACUUUGCUUCAAGAUGAUGGUCAAAAAUGCCGUGAAAAGAUCAGAGAUCUCGAAGAACAUAAUAAAAACAUCGAAGAAAACUUAACAAAAGUUAUAGAUACAUCUACAGAACGUGUAAACGAUGCAAGAGAAGAUUGUGCACGCCAAAUUGCAGAGAUCAAGCAAGAGAUGGAAGCCAAUAAAGAAGAAUACGACUCUUCCAUGAAAAGAUUCUUAGAACAAAAGGCUCAAUUAGAAGAACACGUUAAAGCCUUGCACAGAGUUUUCAUUGAGUUCCAGAGUGACUCUGUAUACAUGACACUUGAAGAACUCAAGCAAAAGCAUGAAUCCCUUGAGAGAAAAAUGCAAAACAAAGAAUCUGAAAUUUCAAAAUUAAAAGUACAGUUAACAAAGCUUCAAAAACAAGUUAAAGAAGUCGAAGAUCAAAAGGCAUUACUCGAACAAGCCAAUACACAGCUCAGAAGAGAUUUGGCCGAUGCAAUUUCGACGAAAUACAGACUUCAAACGAAAUUAAACCUCCAGAACAUAGAAUCCGGUAUGCCAGAUGAGCAGAUCGAAGAAGAAGAGCUUGUCAAGCCAGCAGAGGUCCCGCAAACCCCAAGUGGAACGAUAUCUCCAGAUGAACAUACUCCGCAGCGUCAAAAACGCAAAGUCAGGACAAAUGUUGACCCUAACCCUUAUAUACGUGUCAACCAGAAGCUUUCCAGAGCUUUUGAUGCAAUUGCAGAAGUAUUUGCAAGAGCGAAUAAUCCAAUCAGUCCAAAUCCAAACGAGCAACAGAUCAAUGAAGAACUAGACUCAUUGUUGUUAUCAUGCGAUUACUCAUUGAUGAUUAGAGCCAUCGAAAAACGUGCAGACGAGUUAAUCCACAUCACAGAACAAUUUGACACAUUAAACUUGUCAAUGAUUGGCGGAGAUGGCAAUCUAAGUGUUCGCCCAAUGACAUCACAAGACCCCAGAUUCAUACAGUACAUCAGAACUCACAAUAGCGAACAAGGAGAUUCGAGAAGUAACAUAAAUGUUUUCUCAACGAUCAGGCAAUUAUUCCAAGCGAAAUACACGUCAGAUAAAUGGCGCGAGAGACUUGGACAAAAGCCUCAGAGAUUCCCUGAGUUCAUGAUCGAAUAUUUCUGUAAGGAUGGCGAUACAAUCUUCGCAAGUUUGCAAAGAGCUGCUCGUGUUUAUCGAAUUGCUUCGAAAUCAAAUUCUCCUGAAGCGAAAUUAUUUGUUAAAUUCCUUUUGGAGAGUUAUACCGUUGAUGAAAUGACAUUUUUCAAUGAAAUAAGAUACGCAUUGGUUGGUCUUCCUAAUGUUCCUCAAGAUGCACCUGCAAUUCUCAAUGUUCCUUACGCAAAAUGCAAGGAAUUGUUGGAAAGAGUUGUCGGAGUUUUCUCUCCAGCACUCGCAGGAAUAAUGGCUGAUGCACAGAAAUUGGCGAUAUCUGAUUACAUCGAUUACGCGGCUUUCAUCACUAUAUUGAUGAAAUAUUAUAGAGGAGAAAGAAGGAAGAGGAGAAAUGCCGUGAAAUUGAUGUUCAACUCCAAGAAAUUCAAAGCGAAUUCGAAUUCUGUUGAUUUCGAAGCUUUCGUCGGAAUGGUCCAAAGUCUUGGAUUCACAGGACCUUUCGAUGAUGUCUUUGACAUGUACAGAGUUGCUACUUUACUUGGCGGUGGAUCUAUCUCUAUUGAUUCACUGCUUUCAGCCAUGGAUGAUCUUUCAAUUCAUUUCUAUUCGAUUGAAACGCCAUUCACAAAUAAUACGAAAGAUCAAAUCACAGAGAUGCCAAGAAAAGACAUAACAAGGCAUUGGACGAAGUUCUCGAAGUGGUUCGAGAAAAUGAAGGACCAGACAAACAAUACUUUCGAGCCUUGGAUUAAAUACACAAUCACAAAGAAAGUUUUCACUGUUGAUGAUGCAUUUAAAGCAAAUAAAUCUGUUGAUAACUUGGUUUGCGAAUACCGUGGUUUGCUUGAUUUCUAUCAGUACUCUUUGGACAUAAUGAUAAGAGGAUUGCAGAAGCCUUUACCAUCAGAUAAAACAGAGAGACUUUUGGCAUUGUUUGAGAACUUGGUUGAUUUGUAUUUGACUUUCUAUUUACAACAGAAAGAAACAGUUAUUUCUCCUGAUAUGACUGAAGUUGCUUAA